Hyaloperonospora brassicae is the source of this 1632-nucleotide messenger RNA. Lineage: Eukaryota; Oomycota; Peronosporomycetes; Peronosporales; Peronosporaceae. The record is from the annotation of a GenBank genome assembly.
AUGGACGGACGCAGCAGCAAGUGGGUGAACGUCGACUACACGAACCGCAUCCUCGAAGAGUCCACCGCGCUCCCUCCGUCCUCCUCGUCCAGUGCAAUCGGACCUGGCAGCGACUCUACGUUUGUGUCGGACCGCCCCGAUGGCUUUCGUGCCACAAUGUCGUCGUCAUCGUCGCUCUCGCUAUCACUUACUGGAGAGCCUGUGCAAUCGACUAUCCAAGUGACCGUGAAAGAGCCUAUCAAACAAGGCGAGGGCAUGAACGCCUACAUUUCGUACAAAAUCAGUACAUCCACGAGCCGACCGCAGUUCGCCAAGAGCUCGUUCACAGUCGUCAGACGGUACAGUGAUUUCAUCUGGAUCCACGGGCAGCUAAGUGCGCUGUUUCCAGGGAUUGUCGUCCCGCCGCUGCCCGAGAAACUGCUGGUCGGGCGGUUCUCGCCGGAAUUCAUCGAAGGCCGACGUCGCGCCCUGCAGUUGUUCUUGCAGCGCUGCUGUGUGCAUCCGGAACUGCAGCACAGUGAACACCUAACGACGUUCCUCGAAGCGAGUGAGGAGCGGCUGCAGGCGUUCCGGAGAGACCCGCGCCAUGCAGCACCAAAUGCCCAGCGGGGCGUGCUAUUUCAGUGGCUGGACGAGACAGUGAACACUAUUUCGUCCACGUUGUCGGUCACGUCGACGAUCAACUUGCCCAAGACACCGGCCGACGUGGAAGUGGAGAGCAUGAUGGUGUACAUUGAAGGCCUGGAACCGAUCAUGGCGGGACUGCACAAACAUGCUCACGGCUUGACGAAACGAGCGCGAGAGAUUGCUGAUGGACUCUUUGAGUUUGGCGUAUCGUUUACGUUGCUGGGCAAGUCAGAGGAGAACGCGUCGCUGCAGGAAGGGCUGAGCCACAUUGGACAUUGUUCCGACCAGCUCUCGACGUUAGCAGCAGAACACGCUGAACGCGAGGCACUGCACUUUGAGGAGCCAAUCUUUGACUACAUUCGGCUGGUUGGGGCAGUGAAGGCUGCGCUGCAGAAACGGCAUGAAGUGCGAUGUGCGUAUGGCUCGGCAGUUGCCGACCUUGAAGCGAAGGAAGCCGUGUUGGCGAAGCUACUCAAGCAUGCCCGGGGAGGCUCUGUAGAGGAGAAGGUUCAGCUGGCUGAGAACGAGGUGCGCACAGCUGAGCAGACUAUGGAAGACGCCAGACUUGCCGACGACAUCGUCACGGAGCGAGUUCUUCGCGAGGUGGAACGUUUUCGACGGGAGAAGCUGGUGGACUUCAAGCACAUAAUAUUGGACUACAUUCAAAUGCAGAUUGAGUAUAGCAAGAAAGUGGAGGACGAGUGGCAAAAGGUCAUCCCGAAGCUUGCGGCGAUACAGGUAGAGAACGGCGGGUCGCCACUGGCAUCGGCGAGCCCGGUCUCGCAAGUUAUGACGCAUGGUGCUCUCCGUGCAGAGGAAGAGGCAGCUGCUGCGCGUCACGGCCCGAUGAUACAGGAGGACUACAUUCCGUCGAAUGGAGACUUGGCGGAAAGUCUUUCGGAUCUGACGCUAAUGGCAAAUGAGGGCGAUGUCGAAGACCCUUUCGAGCACUCACCGUAUGGCUCUCGGGCAACGGGCGACUCGAAUCCGGACGUGUCGCUGUAA